Helianthus annuus (common sunflower) is the source of this 1595-nucleotide messenger RNA. RefSeq names its product protein IQ-DOMAIN 1. Bases 179 to 1411 code for a protein of 410 amino acids. Lineage: Eukaryota; Viridiplantae; Streptophyta; Magnoliopsida; Asterales; Asteraceae. The transcript has 6 exons. Gene Ontology annotation, molecular function: protein binding. The record is from RefSeq and is a predicted model, not a curated record.
UUAUUGAACCAAAACCCAUCUGUCACUCAUUUCAUCCUGCCGUGCCUCCUUAACAUUCACCGUUUACCAUUUCAUCCACACACAAGAUCUGCUUGUUUUUCUUAACAAUUUCAAGAAAAUCAACAACCCCUUCAAAGAUCCCAAUCAGAUUAUUGGCUGAUUGGGGAAUGAUUCAGUAAUGGGGAAGAAAGGAAAUUGGUUUUCUUCAAUUAAGAAGACGUUUAGUCCAAGCUCCAAAGAAAAGAAAAGCCAGAAGUCGGAGAAGAAAGGGCGUGUGGAGGAACAUCCUUCAGUACCCUCUACAUCGACUGUCGAAAAUGCCGGCACUUCUAGUGACGCACAUCCAUUUCCUCCACCAGAAGAGGUGAAACCGCUUGAGGUGAAGGCUGAGCCGCCACAAGCCACCAGUGGUGCUGCCCCUGCCGCUGCGUCGACAUCAGCUGCAGCCGCUGUGGCUCGGUAUCCAGGAAUAUCUAGGGAGGAAGUCGCAGCCAUAAGGAUUCAAACGGUUUUUCGUGGUUACUUGGCAAGAAGGGCGUUAUGGGGUUUGCGAGGGCUUGUUAGGUUGAAAGCGGUGGUCGAAGGGGCAAGUGUCAAGCGGCAAACGGUUAACACACUCAAAUGUACUCAAAAUUUGUGUCACUUGCAGUACCAAGUAAAUUCUAGAAGGAUCCGGAUGUUUGAGGAGAAUCAAGCUCGUCAGAAACAACUCCAACGGGCUAAAGAAAUAGCCAACAUGCAGAAUGGAGAUGAUUGGGACGAUAGCGUGCAGUCUAAAGAGGUGAUAGAAGCAAAGCUUUUGGGUAAGUAUGAAGCUACUAUGCGUAGAGAGCGGGCCAUGGCAUAUUCCUUUUCUCAUCAGCAACCUUGGAAGAAACCAGGAGGCACAACAAACAUGCUUUUCAUGGAUCCCGCAAAUCCGCAAUGGGGUUGGAGUUGGUCAGAGAGAUAUUAUAAAGAUCCUGUAACCGAUCAUGCAUCGGUUAAGAGCGGUAUCACCAUUACUAAAAGCGAAAUUGCAAAAUCGUAUGCUCGUCACCAACUUAAUUCCGCCCCAACAACUCCUCGGUCAAAAGCAGGUGGUAGUCCGGUUGCAUCACGAAAACCCAAGACCGGUCCUAGCCCACGAGCUUACGGUUCGGGGCUUGAGGCUAACGCUGAUGACGACACGAAAAGCGUGACGAGUGUUAAAUCCGAGAUGCAUAGUUACAGAAGGCGUAGUGUGGGGUCUGUGGGGGCCGCUAAGUCAGCAAAGGCGAAACCGCUGGCGGAGAAUGGUAAGGUGGUGGCGGGUUCUGGUGGUGGGGCGAAGAAACAUCUUUCUUUUCCGGCUAAACCGAGGCGGCAUUCGGGGCCACCGAAGGUUGAGGCCGGUAUUGGUAAUGGAUUGGAUCAAGGAGGUGCUGAGUGAUUUUUUUGUUUGGUGGAUUAUCAACAGUUAAUAUGAUACUUUGAAGGUGAAACCACUUUAUAUAUAUAUGUGUAUUAUAAAACAUUGUUUAUUUGAUUAUUGUAUUAAAGUUUUAUGUAAUUAUUGCUCAUAUGCAACAUUUGUUUUCAGUUAUGAAAGUUUUAUGAACUGAAUUUGAGAAUUC